Xyrichtys novacula (pearly razorfish) is the source of this 492-nucleotide messenger RNA. The record is from the annotation of a GenBank genome assembly. NCBI's taxonomy places the organism in Eukaryota, Metazoa, Chordata, Actinopteri, Labriformes, Labridae.
AUGACACAAACUCAAGUUCAACUAAAACAGAAACUAAAGUUUAACAAUUGCCACAACCUCAAGUUCAACAAAUUCCACACACUCAAGUUAAAAAAAAACCACAAGCUCAAGUUCAAAAACACCACAAACUCAAGUUCAAACACGACACAAACUCAAGUUCAACAAAAACCACAAACUCAAGUUCAAACACAAACUCAAGUUCAGAAACACCACCAACUCAAGUUCAGAAACACCACCAACUCAAGUUCAACAAACCAACAAAAUCAAGUUCAAAAACACCACAAACUCAAGUGCAAACAUGACACAAACUCAAGUUCAACAAACAACACUAACUCAAGUUCAAACACAACAAAAACUCAAGUUCAAAAACACCAGAAACUCAAUUGCAAACAUGACACAAUCUCAAGUUCAAACACAACACAAACUCAAGUUCAACAAACACACAAAGUCAAGUUUAAAAACACCAAAAACUCAAGUUCAAACACAACAUAA